GGAGCGCCGGCAGCUGGGCCACCCCCUCCGGCACCGGGUGCCGGACUUGCCGGCCCUCCUGCCGCCGGCGUAGCCGCCCCGGGCCCCCCGCCCCAGCAGACUAUGAGCUUUUACGGACCGCCACAAGGUAGCUACCACCACCAGUACAACCCAGGAACAAAUAUCGCCGUUCCCCUGGGUCAGCCACCCGGCGGAGUUCUUCCGCCCGGCCACGUCGCACUGGAUCCCGGGCUGGUGCAGCACGGAAAGACUAACGCCAAGGGAAAGCUGGUCGCACCGCCACCCGUUGCUACGAAAGGCGCUCCGCCCGCGGCCUGGGGAGCAGCCGGACCACCGCCGGCUGGCCCGCCGCCGGGCGGCAAGUACAAUGCCGCGUACCGGGGAGGAGGACCAGGACCAGCGGCCGCAGGAGGACCAGCUGCCGGAGCUCCACCCCCUGGCAUGGCACUCUACCACCAACGAGGACCCGGCGCGUUCGGCAAAGUCGGGCCGGGCCCGCCGCCCGGAGCAGGGGCACCUCCGCCUCCCUACCACCAUCCCGGUGCACCACCUCCACCGCCACACCAGUAUGACCCAACAUCGAGCACCGGAGGACCUGCUCCCCCGCCGCCGUUGUAUUCGUACUUUCCCCCGGGAGGACCUCAGGCGCCCCCUCCUGGCGGAGUUCCUCCGCACCCACAACAUGUCGCACCCCCGCAGCAGCACGCAUUGUCCUCCCCGAACACGUCGGCAGCACAGGCACCACCAAGCGGGCACCCGAUGAGCUUCGCUGGCUAUGGCCCGCCGAAUGUGUUGCCCCCUGGCGGAACGCAACCUGGUCCGGCAAAAAAGCGUAAGCGGUCCGAGGAGUCCUCCAGCUCUUCCUCCUCCUCAUCCGGGGACGGUGAGGAUCGGUCUCCAUCUAGAAACAAUGGGCCAACCUAUCAAGAUGACAAGUGCCCGGCCGCCCUGCGUCAUGAUGUCAGAAGUUGUCACUGCGAACUCCUACUAGCAUUGUUGCAUGUUCUUGUUAGCGAGCCGUUUUCUUCUUGCAUGAUUAUAAUAAAUAUGCAUGACAUUUUUAGGGUGUGGGCAGCUUUUCAGCUUGAUACACGGUCCACAACGACUCACAUAUCGGCAGGGCAGCAACAACAAACAAACGCCGACUUUUCUCAAAAAAGACCGCAGAAAGGCAAAGGCAGCAAGGCGGCGGGAAGCAAGCAAAGGAACCACCCCGGCGGUGCUGCAACAAAUGCGACCGCGCCCACGGGAAGCAAGAGGCCCAGGGUCGGAUACGAACACGUGGGCGGGCCGGGGCAGGGAAAACUAUUGCCGCCACCCGUCCCACAGCAUUCCCGGACGGGGCACGCAGGAGAACAGCCUCCAACCGAAGCGCAGGCUAUAAUAGUGCACAACUCCUUGCUCUACCUGUGCACCCGCUCACUUGUCACGCAAAAUGAAAAUGAUACGAAUUGAAUACAAUAAAUAUGUAUGCCAAAUCGUAAGUAACUCGUCGAACUUCCAGACGCAUCCUAUCUGCUUGUGUUUCCAUACACAACUACCAAGUGCUGGAGGAAGCCCCACAGCACUCAAGCACCACACUCUGGGCGUGAACUGGCCUUGCAAAAGCUCCAGGCAGCUCCAGUUCUAUGUGUAUGUAUAAUAUAACAGCUAUUUGCGUCGCGUCUAUAGAUGCGUAUCUAGCUUUUCUUUUGAGGGAAACACGAGGGAGCAGUUCUUGUCCACUUUCAUACGGUCUACUGCGGCGGAAGAACUAGGAAUGCCUAUGGAUAUGGAGUCCGGCUCCGAGUUUUCGGAGAGCAAAAAAGCUGCUGCGGCCAAAGGCAACGCUAGCAAAAGUAAGAACUCGUCCUCGACGCAGCCCCGUGCCGGCGCAGCUGCAGUGGUGGUGCCCCCCAUUCUGUUUGGUCGCGUGACGGAACAGGGGAAGGUGGAAACCCUGAACAAGAACAACGCGACCUCGUUAUCCAGCGGCGCCGUCCCCGCCGCCGCCGCCGCGCCGGGCUCUUCCAGCGCGGGAGGCAAAAAGACUCCCAAAGCUGGCGCGGACGUGCUCCCGCCGCCACGGUCGGCACGAAGCACCGGCUCUACCGGAGGAAACAAAGCCGCGCAACAGGUCUUCGACCACCUAUCAAAGUAGAUCACGACUCCCCCGCCGCUCAGUUUUCAUCCAAAAUCCAAAGUCCUAUGUAUGUAUGACCGCUGGUGUCCGAGUCUUCCUCGUCCUUCCUUCCAGUUCUUGCAUGUGACAAGGGCCUAAAGCUUAAGCGCCUGCUCGGAGGGCUCGGGUGCUGCCAUAUGCCCAGACGCGAUCUGCGCGACUCGUGAGGUGAGGUUAACGAACUUUACUUCUCAAGCAUGAAGAUGCUACGACUGCAGGAGGAGCUAUGUACGUUUUUUUUUGUUCUACGUAAGUGCGUUGACGUAGACAUUAACGCUCUUGUCGGUCGCGCUGCAGAUGCUCCUCAAGUGAUGGUGAUGCGGAGGGGGACAAUAUGUCCAUUUUCAUACGAGCACGACAAAAGCUACCGAGGCUCCUCAUCAGUCCACGCCGCAAACACGCACAGUAUCACACAGAAUCAGAAAAUUAUGAAGUGAGUGUCUCGAUGAUCGUGUAAGAUGAAAGUGAUUUGCAAUGCAGAUAUAGACACACGUGGUCGCUGUCGAUACAUAGACGAGGCCACAGCGUCUUCCUCAGGCAUGCCGCGUUUUUUGUGAUGUAGUUUCUCUUAACUUUAUGGAAUAUUCAAACGUUACAUGAAUUCGUCGCGCAGGAUUUCUAUCUCUGCAUCCACGCGAUCAGGCUGCUUCGCGUGACAAAUGCUCGAAGGGUUGAAUACGUAGCAUGGACGUCCUCCGUGCCGAGUUUGUACUAUAGGCGAGAGCUGCAAGCCCCCCCUUCCCCUCGUGCUAUUCUUACAUCGCGCACUCAUGUAACAGCUGAUAGCGUAAAAACGCUUUAGAACUCCAUAGACUUUCUCUCACAGAUGUACAAGCUCGAAGGUUCUUGCUCUGUAUGCCGAAUUUUUUCUCACUACUGCAGUUGUUGUUCUAUUUCUCUACUUCUAGGAUUACACACCUGCACGCGGGAGGAUUUUUCCCGGUCAUCUUAAGAAGCGCGCGCUCGAUUCUGUUUCUGUAUGAUACCUGGAGACGUGAACUUUAACGCAAUGCCGGACCCCGUCGCCCCAUCCGUGUUGGGAAGUCCCGAUGACGUGCUUGGCCACUUGGAUGCCGUAUCCUUUGAAAAUCGUCACCACCUGGCUGCAACUCGGCAUUGAUUUAUCGAUUUCUACAUGAUGCUGCCUAAAAACUAUCUGCAGUGCAACCAGAAGACAAAGAGAAAGACUCCUUUUUGUAUAUAUUACCACAGUUGUCCACUAUGAAUAAAUAAAUGAUAGCGAGGAUCUGCAUCUUCAUCAUUGGCAACAUGGGCACGCUGCACACGCAUCAUGGAUGAAAAAAUGUUGAUCAACAGGCACAGGGGUGAAAGUGAUUUUCUGUUGCAGAACCCGAACUUGUUCGUCAGAUGCAAAAUGAGAUUUUAGUAAAGCAUGGAAGAGUUCUUCUCGGACGGGGGUUGGACCCGUUUCGUGCCACCGAGCUCGCGCACCAGCACCUCGGACACAAGCCUCUCAAAGGAGUUGUGAAAAAAUGUUUUCCGGGCCAAGUAUUCAAAAAGAAAACACGACUGCAAUCACUUUUAGGUUGUGCCACUUGUAGUUCCGUGCAAUUUUGCGAAUCGGAAUUGAAAAAGACUCCUCGUCCAUUGUAGUUUUUACUGAGUAGUGCUAAUGCAUCACAGGAGUCAAGGUUUUUAUAUGGUUCUCGUUCUGCUCCCAAACGAACAAGAAUACGACAUGUCAGAUUUCUACGCACGCACGCGCAAUUGCUAUGUAUUGCAAAACGUAAACUUACAAAACCGUGAUUGUGAAAGUGUUUUUUUGUUCCAGCAUACCAAAGGUACUACGACUUGCGCGUAAUAUGUCCACAAUAUACUUGCUGCAGUUUCUUGAGUUUUGGUAACUCGAACUCCACCACCAUGCAAAUAUGCAAAAAUCCCCAUCAGAAAAUCUUAAUGACACAGCUACCUUUGUAGCUGUAGAAGUAGAUACUUUUCGUGGGGUGACUCGCAGGAGUAGUUUUCCCCCUUUCUUAUUUCUAUUUGAAAGAUUUGGGCCGGUACAUGAUUCCUAGAAGCUGAUCCUAACGCGUGGCGUUGUUGGUCUUCAAGUUCCGCGGCCCCUCUGGGUGGGAUUGUGGAAAGAGCCAGCGUGGACGUUGUCCGACAUUUCCAUUUGCGCUGUAAUGCAUUCACGUAUUCAGAAAAAGUAAAGUAUAUAGAACCUUGUCGCUCUUGCCCUUGCGUCAAGAAAUAAGUACAAGCUGGUAGCUGCUAGCGCGCUCUGAGUGCACGACAGUGCCACAACACCAAUAAGGGUUCUUCCCAGCGGAGAAGGGGGAGCUAGGAAGAUUGCGUAGGAAAGAAUGGCAGCAGCUACCCUGGUUUGACUGCGCCACAGAUGUGCAGCUACUACACCAAUGAGGGUGCUUCCCAGCAGGGAAGAGGGAGUUGGGAAGAUUGCGUAGGAAAGGCGGGCUGCCAGCGCGCUCUGACUGCGCCCCAGUGCCACUCCACCAAUGAGGGCGCUUCCCAGCGGGGAGGAGGGAGUUAGGAGGAUGAGGAUUGGGAUUGCGCAGGAAAGAAUGGCAGCUAGUAGCGCGCUCUGAGUGCGCAACGGUGCCACUCCGCCUUUGCGGGGCGCUUCCCAGCGGGGAAGAGGGAGUGGGGUACACCUAUGAGGGCACCGCUAGUGACGGCGCUCUCCAGCGGGAGGAGUUCUUUAAGGAAAUUCGCCACUGAUGGUGGUUUUCGCGGCGUCAGCUUAGCGUCUCGGAAGGCCAUGGAGGCCGCGAUAGCUGAGACUAAAGAGAGAUUGAUCGCACGUGCUGAAGUCCACUGAAGGAGAUCCCCCCCGGCCUCCGAAAUUAUUGCUGUGCUCUUUGAUUUUAUUGAAUUCGCCUGGGCCCUUUCUUUGAAGGGGAGCCGAGCUUCUUUCUAACUAUGGGUGCUCGCUAGGGACGUUCGCUCGCUCAGAUCGAAAAUCUUCUGGCGACUCAACAGGGUAUGAUAAGUAGCACGAUAAUGCAUUCUAUGUUUAUGUAUCGUCACUUUCACGACGUAUUCUUUUUUGAAAUCUAAACAAGAUUAAACGACCUAUCAGGUACGGGUUUCUGCAGAGCAAGGCUCUGCACCCUUUCUUCCCGGAUCAGGAUCUGUAUUUUCGUGUGCCCGAAUAUGAAUGUGUCACACCCAGGUAGGAAAUAGUACAAGUGGAACUUGGAGCAGCCAUUUCUAAGCGAUGCGUGGCGAACUUGAAUUUCACUAGCUCUUAGACCGAAUUUGUCAUGCUGUUUAGGUCGGCAAAGAUACGACACGGAGGUGCCCCCUGCAAUGCGCGGACUUUUUGGUUUUGGCGCGUCGCGUUUCAUUCACAAAUGCGAGCAGUCCCAGCAUGAUCGUCUAUUUUGUUCAUUAUUUCCCACCUGAAACCUCCAUAUCGACGGCACCAAAGUGGAAGGCUUCGAAAUCGGAGAGGAGGUGGAGUUCACGUUUGCAUAUAGCAAGGACGCAAAAGGUGCUCCUUCUUGCGUCGCGUACCUGCAACUUCCUGCGCCCACCCUGUUCGGCGUCGCACUGCCUAUCAAAUGCAAAUAUCAAUACGUCUGCUGCGUCUGGAAACUUAAACUUAUUUUAUAUGAUGCUGAUUAGACGAGGGGCGCCUCAAUAGUUGUGACGACCAAUCAUGACCACAACUUUUUGAGUUCCUAUAGCUAUACUCGUUGAAUAUUCUGCAUGGCAGACUGCUUGUUCACCAGCAUCACAGAAAUUCAGCUUUCGGUCGCAUGGGUAACUCGCAUGACAGAUUUGUUCUUUGUCCUCUUUGUGGGCCAUCACCAUGCAGCAGGCCAAGCAUGAUAAACCAAAAGCUAAACCUUGCAGUCUUCGUCCACACCCAGACAUAUUUGCACUGCAUACUGCCGACCGCGUUGACACCGCGCGGCCGGGAAGAGGACGGCGCGGAGAUCAGCAAAACAAAAACUACCGGAGAAAUAGGCGCUGCGCCUACCGGUGCUGCACCGCUGGGAUUGGUUUCCAAACCACCUCUGAGCAAGCCGAAGACACGUGUAAUGUGCGACGAUGGGCGGGUCUUCGAAGUUGCGGAAAACACGCUCUACCACGGUACGAUUGAGUCGGAGACGCCUGAACCUGCAGCUGCACGUGCAGACUUGUCGCUCAAAGACGACAAAGCACGAGACACGGCGCAGGACGGAGGUCCUGAGCAUUCAGGUCGUAACAGCGGCGAAACGUCGGAGCGUUUGGUUUUGCGUUGUCCAGAGUUUGAGAAUGUGCCCCUGCAAGCGGACCGACGACAGAUGGCAGCGCUACGUUCGGACGGAACGACGCGGGUGAGCUUCUUUCUGAAACCGUGCACGGACGAGGAGGAAAGGCGCCGCAGCGUAUGAGAUUGCACGAUUCCCCCUCCCCCUCAUUUGUGGUCUUCAUGCAAAGUAUCUACCACAGCCACCCGCUUCAUGCUUGUUCUUGGCACACCUCGCAUGAUGAGAGAUUCCGGAAGCCGAAACAGCACUAGAAUCGACGGUCGUCAAUUUGUCAUGUAAAGAAAGCCUGCUUUGCCAGAGCUCGUGUUGCGUGUGAAGAAUGCCGACCAAAAAAUCAGUGGGAGGGUGGUGGAUUGUGCACUCUCAUACAGCGCGGGCUUUGGUCACAAGGCCGUCACACUACAUCCGCAUGUCCCGCUCGCGCUGCCGAAUCCGUUCGACAGUAUGCUUGACGCAGUCAGCCUCAACAGGCCGGGCAGCAGGAGCGCCGCCACUGCGGCAUCUGCUGUCUCCAACGCCGCCAACACGCAACAUGUUCCAGCCGGCAGCAGCACCAGCGACGUGGUGGUCCUUCCUCCCACCGCAGGUGGCACAGGGGACGAUCAGCAUCAACUUUCCGGCCGACCCAACGGCGCUAGUACAACUAGCGGGAAUCGGCACGCCAGCCCCAAGCUAAUUCCUAUCAGUGAAGACAGCCGCGAAUGGUUUCGUGGUGUGAUCCGGGAACUAGUUGGCGCGCAGGCGUGGGACCGCAUCGAUGGAAAACGCUUAGUAUCAGAGUGCACAGCUCGUCGGCCCGCCCUUCCCCUUGUAUCGCAGUCUUUUUCUGUCAUGUUUUUUCUUGCAAGAAAAUGAUGGCAAUUUAUCCUAUCCACCAGCAGCUGCCCUGCUUUUUUUCAGCUGCAGUGUUUGCAUGUCAGGAUCCAGGAGCAGCACCCGCCCAAGCAGUACUUCAUCUUCAUCUGCGAUCGUGCGUAACACCUGCGUAAAUUUGAUCAUGUCACGCAAAAUAAGUUAGCUGCGCCUUUGCUGGGCACCAGUGAAGAUGCCCACCAAAGGACAGGGACAGUGGGGGAGCUGCCCUUUUGGACUCCGAUACUUGGACGAGCUGAUGGACAAGAUGGCCGACGGCGAAGACAUCGCGACGCCUUUGCUAGCCGCCAAGGGGGGCGGGCAGGUGGUCUCGGCGGAGAAGGGCAAGGCGUUCAAGGCACUGUACAUGCUGACUACACGGAAAGCCAACGACAUCACGGAUUCCCAGCGGCGCACGAGCAAGGCCUGGGCCAAGUCGGUCCUGGGCCUCACGCCCUUGGACCAGCUGUACAGCGGCGGCGGGAAAGGGAAUCCACAGCCGAGCCCCCUCCUGCUCAGCCAGCAGCACCAGCAACGCGCCAAAGGUCCGCUCCCGACGACAACGGACGUCCUCCAUCCGCAGUUACACCCAACCACUUCCUCGAGCAGUGCCUCGUCCACAGCCGGACGGCACGGAGAGCAACACGGGGGACCUCCUCCUGGCGCUGCAGACGGUUUCCAGCUGACCGCGAAUCAUCAGCCGAGGGACGUCGAAAGCCUUGCUUCAGGCGAUCAACUGGACCGCGGGCCGCACAGCGCACCAGCUGGUGCAGCCGCUAAUGCCAUUACUGGUGGCAGCAGCACCGCUCCUGCAUCGGGAGGCUUGUUACGAGGCGGCGGACCGACGGGCGAUGAACUUGACGAGGUCCUCGAAAGCGCACGGAAGACGCUCGAAUUCCGGGGCAGGAUCGGUGUAUGGAUCUCGCGAAGCGGCGGGAGCAUAGACUGCCCGGAAGCGGCAGCGGAGUUCGGGACACCGAAAAUUGACAUCGGGCAUGACCACCUCCCAGAAGGGGUGUGGCCAAGGCACGUAGUUGUUGGUCAAGAGGUCUGGUUCAACGCGGACCUUGUGUCGGGAGAACAAGAAGGGCUACCUCCCGCUGAAAGUAUCGCGUCUGUUGUUGGAAAGGCUUUUUUUCCGGCGCUGCAUUUUCAGCUGCGAAAUGGGACCAGCACCAAGCGGGACGUCGGUACAACUAGUCAGGCCGAUGCGUCGCCGCCGCCUGCAAGUACUAGUGCAGGAGCAGUAGUAGCUGCAGCACCACUGGCCGCUGCUGAUGGAGGCGCGCUCCUCCAUAAAACGGGUGUUGCCCCCCUGGAGCGCUCUACUACCGCCCUCCAUUCCUCGCAGCCACAGCCCCGCCAGCAUCCCGGAGGAGCGGCCGCUGCGUCUUCCAAGAGCAGCGCCGGGGCAGUUGCGUCUACUACCAGUGACGCAUUCCACGCAGCACUUUGGCAAGCCUCAGCCAUGGAAAACCGUAACAAGUCAACCUCGUCACCGAUGACGACGAUGUCUGCUAGCAAGCCACAACUGGCAGGUGCAGGCGCCGCCGCAGGAGGCGGUCCCUCGUUUUUCCCGAAACCACAGCUACCGCUUGCUGCGGCACCGGGGCCCGGGGCGACGACCAGUACUUAUGGGAGCGUCACGAUCGAAAUCCACCAAGGUGAAAGCUUUGCGAUGCACAAUUUCGGUGCCACUUGGGAAUCCAAGAAUUUCUAAGCAGCGCAGGACAAAUUUUCCGAGCACCGAAAUCCAUUUUGUCACUGUCAUGCUUCGUCGGCAAAAAAGACGAGCUCGGUCGUGCUACUGAUUUACUUUCAUUCUAGCAGCUCUAUCUCCUAUAACAAUCCCAAACAGGCUGACAAUUGCUCUCACUCGCGUGCCCUCCUAGAACACAAGAAAGAGAAACGCACUGCAUUUACAAUUUUUUCAACUUUGUCGAUUGCUAUCCUGACGCUUCCAUACAAGUACACUGGGCGUGAACCGCGUCCAGAGCGGGGGACUAUGGAGGGAAAGUGGGUGAUCUUCUUCUUUCCGCGUGCUGCUAGAACGCAGCUGGUCCUCCUCCUCGUGUGGGUAGUGGAUUUUUCCCUAGUCCGCUCUUCCUCAUCAAAUCAGUCCGGAACUAACACUAAGUAAACCAAGAACGCAUGGAAUUAAGUAUACUUUCCCUGAUUUUGGAUUUGCUGCGCUUCUUGCAUGACGAAACGGCUGAAAUAAGCUCCAAAAUCGCAACAUGGCACAAUGCGACUUGUGCUUUUCUUGAAAGUAGGCCUUGCUAGCAGCACUCGUUUCAUCGCCAAGAUCGCUCACUUGCCCUCUAUAAAGACACAACAAGCCGAUUGCAAUUUCGUUCGAAGACAUCGGGUCUCGGACUGAAUUCACGCCAAGAAAUACGGGCAGUGCGUCUAACAAGAACGCCCUAAACAUGGCUGGUGCGCAUAGCAAGAGCAUGGCGCACAAAAACAUGCCUAUGCCACUGCCGGCGCCAGUUCCCCCUGCAGCAACAGGCCACCAUCUGCAGAACCAACAGUAUCCUAUGUAAAAACGUGCCCACCCCAUAGGUUCUGUCGAGAUAUCAACCCUUCAAAUAAGGGCAAAGCCAGAGCAAGGAAGAGCGUCAUUUUUGUGCCUUUGGUUUUAUGAGGUGCUGUUAUUUCCUUAAUCAUCCUAAUUUCAUUUUGAUUUUAUGCAACCGCUCGCGGUCGCCGUCGCGCCUGCAGCUCCAGCAUGUUGUUCUACUUACUGGGAUAGAAAUGCGGAAUCCCCGGUGUCCUUGCACUACAGGUACAGAACCACUACGUUAACAAUUUACAGAGUGUGCCUCUACUCAUGUUGCGGGGACGAGGAAGGCACGGGCUGCAUGAUAUACCAUAGCAGGUAUGCCCUAGUAUCUUCUUUUGACAUUCGCUUGCUGAAUGUGAGUAGUACUACAGAUUCAAUCAUUAUACCAAGAAUGGGGCGGGGACGUUUUUGCACAGGAUAAACCACAGGUACUGAAGAUGAUUUGAAGCCAAUACCAAUUACUUCCGUACGUCAUUGACAUUUGUGGCAGAGUAGGUCUGGAUUUUUUUUUUCGAGGUGCCCUCGUUUAGUUUUGUGCUUGCUACUCCUGCCGUAUUUUUUAUCUUUAGUCUUCGAGCGUCUGUGUGUUCCUCACACAGAUAGAGGUGAUGCGCCAGCAAUCUCAUUGGCAUUGUUUUGCCAUGCCCUAACUUUUCUUUUGCCGACCCUGAAGCGCGACUUAAUUAUUCCCGGGUCGUAGUAAAUUUGCAAUCGCGGCGCAGGCCCCGCGCGAUGUGGUCGGCAAGUGCAAGUGACUUGCGCUGUUUUACUAAGUGAAAAUUAAAAAAAAAAACACCAGUUCGAUGUGUAGUAGACAAGAGAAGACCGCUUUUCUGCGUACCUGACGAGUUCGAUGUGUUAAAAAGCUAAAAUAAAAAAUGCAUCGUGGCUCCGCAGCUGCGUUUAUUUAAAAUUCAAAUUACAGCUGAGCGCCGGUCGGGGCCCACCUCCGCCAGCGGAUCUGUUGGGACAGCAAGAACACGAUACGCCGUUUAUGGGAGAUUUAUAUCACAAGAUGUCCUCCACCACAACCAGCAACAAUAACAACAAACUUGAAGGCCAUCUUCAGGAGGAAGAUACAGUGCUAAAACAGAUUGCUGAUUAUGAAUCGAAGUGUGUCACGUAGAAAAUCGACAGAAUGGAAAUAGGUAGUUUGCCGGGGAGAUGCAGCUUGACAAUGACAACAUGAACAUAAUAUAACAAAGCGUCUGCAUUGCAUGGAGGCCACAUGAAGCCUCGGACAACAAGCCUGAUUUUUCAUGUAGAAUUAUGACAUGAGCAAAGAGCGAAGCUGGUGGAGUUGGAAACAAGUAUGACGCGAGUAUGUGGUUUCCCGGCCCCGCAAAAAAGUGCGGAAAGUCCAGCAACUACUUACGACAUUUUUUUCCCUUUUGACGAGUUUCCACUUGGCACUGCCAUACUGACAUCCGUGAUAUUAUUUGUGACGAUGCUUCGGAGAUGUUGUCCUCCGACGACGCUACCGCCGGGGGCUCUUCCGCGCCGGAGCACUUGUAUACGUACAAUCAAAACCCUUUUUCGCAACCGCCGCCGGACGGGAUUUUGCCGCUGCAAGAGUUCGCACCGCAUGCAGAGUUCAUGGACCACGACUCAGCUUCGGUGCGCAACCUGGAGGUAAGCGACGGGGGGAAAAACGGUCCUUUUCGAAAUCGGCCCGCGCCCGGAGACUCCUUGUUACAAUCCGACGAGCACCAGGCGCAGGCCGCCGGUGCCACGGAAAGAAGUCGAAGUGGUGGAGAUCACAGCGUCACCGGCCAGGGUGGUGGAGGACGCAGCACGGGCACUGUUGCAGCCCCUCAAGCUCAAGCUCAUGGUCUGCAUUGGAAUGGGAGCGGCCAUACUGCGGGUGGCGUUGCGAGUGCAGCGACGUCCUCGUCGACCGGUGCAGCUAACCGUGGUCUUCAUCAUGCCAAACGUAGCUGGGGUGCAGGCCUUUCCAUUGAUACCGGGGAACAAGGAAGUGCUGCGACUGGGUCCACAGUGGUCGCGCAACAUGAAAGAGACAACACCGCCAUCACGCCAGCCAGCUCUUCAGUGCGCAAUCGGAUUUCUCCAGCCUCAGACGUGCUGCCACCGCCACCCUCGAACACGUCCCGCUAUGCCUUGCAAAAGUAUCUCACUGGGUAAAAAUUCUAUAAAUUCAAGUUGCAUGCGGAUGCGGCUGGCGAAUUCUUCGUCUUCCAGAAUGAAAAAUAAAAGGACUCUGUAUCAACACUCCUGUCACACAUCACAUUCAGAAGAUCAACAAGCACAGCUAGACAGCAAUCAUGUGAUUUGAUGUACCUGAGUCUGAUACCUUUGCAGUUGAUACCCGCGCGGGGAUCACCAAAAUAAAAUCUCCCCUGGCAACAAGUGCCAGCCAUGGCGUUGGUGCGCCCCCAACGGCGUCGUCGUCAGGUUCGAACGGACUGCAGAGCAAGAAUGCGACCUUCUCGACAAUACUGCCUCCACCAGGCGUAUCUAUGCUGCGUAAAAUCUCCCUUGUUCUCGGGAAUUUCAAUUCUUGGUAUGAAAAAAGAUGAAUAGUAAGUUGUACUUACAUCAUCAAAUGCAAUUACGUGCAAAAAAGGUUUAAAGAUGUCGUGUGUUGAAGAUUUAUUUUGAUGAAUUGCGCUACGCAGCUGCGUCUGUGUGGGUGUACUGCUUUACGAUUACGAAGAGGAAGUGGGGUCGAGCCUGAGGGGCAUUCUACGCUGGAUAGAACUACCGCCCCCGUUGAGCUCCAGCAGCAGUCUCAGGAGUUAUCCCGUGAAAGCAUGUCCCCAUGCCUUAAGUUCUGCUGCAAGAAAACCUCCUUGCACUACAACGCCUACGUACACUACAUACUCAAAAAUCACUCUCGUGAUGAAGAUGACUUCCGUAGUGCAAUAAGAAAACUUCGAAGGCAGCGUCUGCGUGUGGCAAGUACUUAGGUUUAGGUAUAUCUAUAUAAAUUCUACAUGUAACCUUAUAAAAGUAAAAGGUAAACCGCACUAAGUGUGUGAGUGUAAGGUCCUUGCCAAAGAAGUCGUCGUGCGCCUAGUGCACGCUGCGCGCAGCCGGUUUAUUAUGAGCUGUCCAUGAUCCAACAAGACGAACUCGAACUCUUCCAGUGGCGUGGCAGGGGGCAUGAUUGCACUGCAUAGGAUUCCGCACCGUCCGAGCUCCGCUACGGCGGCGGCGCUAAGCAAUGGGGUAUUAAGCAGGAUACUUCAUCACGACCUCUUCAGGAGAUAGAAAUUUUUAGUUUCAUCAUCAUGCGGAAAAGGAAAAUAGAUUUAUUCGAAUGCAUAACAGCACUCUUCUGUGAAGUGUAAGUGAGUAAGAUAAUGAUAAAUCUGUGAUGUUGUUUCUAUGUGUCCGACCUCGGUCGUGCAAUAAAAGACGAUGACGAGUCCUUCGUCGAGGACAUUGGAGCUUGACUACAGCUAUGGCAGGCUAAAAAUGUCGUAAGCAGAAGCAGUGGCAGAGCCAGUUCAGAACGAAGACUUAAUUUUUCCAGGCUUCGCGAUAGUGAAUUGUAAAUCUAAAUGUAGAAGCCGAGCAUACACCUGCACGAGCAGCCAGCGCAGCAGAGAUGCAACCUUUGAGUUUCUAUUCCUCUUGAGAUUCAUCGCGAUGACAAAACCACAGGUCCUCCCGCCACCUGGCUAUGAGAGUGGGCAUGCUUUUGCUUCCCCCUCCUCCUCUUCUGAGGUGCCCCAAGACGAGUAAGAAAACGGGGAAUUCCAAUCUUCAAGAAGUUUAUUAAGUUGCUGGCGCCGAAACAGCUUUUGCAUAGCAGCACCAGGGUGGUAUAAUUACUAUAUAUGUGGCUGUCCCUGUCGUGAGCCUCGUCAGGUAAAGAACCCUACUUCUCAAUACUGCAUCGACGUGCGCCAAAGCCCAAAGCCAAAGAUCGGAUACGUGUUUUUGCACCACCAACGAGAUUCGUAGGGGGGGGAGGGGAAUUGUCCACGAGCAUUCUGGCAAAGGAGCAACGAGUAACGAAAACGACGAGGAUGAGGAUGAAAAGUUGCUGGCUCCACCCGGAGCGUCGACAACGACGGCAGACCAGCCGCAGUUGGAAAGCCCCAAUCUCCAGGCAUUGAUGUCGAAGAUCGACCUAUCCAGCAUACAGAGACAAAAAAAGUUUGUCGCGAUCCCGAUCUCCACGCAUGUUCAUUUUUCCAAAGCCAAAAUGUCUGUCGUGUGAUGUCAAAGAACACGCAUCCCUUCUAGUUGUGUUUUGCAACAUUCCAAAAAAGAUUUAUUAUCAUGCAUCAAAACCUGCCACUUUCACUUUGUGACUGGGACUGCGGCAAACUUUUUUUUUUCUUCCCGAUACAGAUUGGAAGUCCACACGCUCGACGAGAAAGAUCGGGAGAAUGAACUGCAUCUCAACGCGUUGGCAAGUAUCGCCAUGCCACAGGCUGGCCCACCUAGCGCAGUGCCGGCUGAGGGUGAGGGCAACACCAACGCGAACGGAGGUUCCACCGCGGCUGCCGGGCCACUACGAGGCUCAAGCAAUACAGCUCAAGACACGGAGGUCGCUCUGCCGGCAUCCGUAGCUCGGGAGGACUUCGUGGACGCCGCCAAGGCAGAAUAUGAUGUGGUCAGAAUUAAAAUCUCAAAACUUUCAAAAAAAAAACUCGGGUUUCUGAAAUCCGAGGCGCAGGCCGCAAAUACUUGCGCGCGGCGUGUCGCGUGACACUCCAGGACCAGGAAAGCACAAGAACGCGAGUCCUACAUGAAUGAGCGAGGCGAUGGCUUUGCCUUUGGAGCGGGAGUACCUUCGCGCCCCGCAUUCCAGAAGCUCCUCGCGCGGAGUCCGCAGCUUUUUUCGUUUUUGCCCUCACGACAAAGCCCUCUUUGCCGAUCUCGUCCUCUGGAUUGAAGACCCUUGGGGGCCUCAACAGGCACCCUCGACCUUGGGAGGGAGGCCAAUUUCUCUUUUUCAAACAUGCAGGUUUUUUUCACGCGAGCGAUGGCAUGCUGGGACUUCACUGCUUUCGGUCCCAGGAUGUAUUCUAGCCUCCGGAGGGCCUCACCCGAAACUCGCAAGCCGGACCCCGUGAGGCCUGCUGCCAAUAUGAUCAAUAAAGCAGGAGCUGCACCCUUGCCAGAGCCUAAACGACAGAGCAUAAGCACAAACGUAAGGUCGCAAGGGGAGCCAAGGCCGUGGCCCCUUUGCCUAGCUGCAAGGGGGAGCAGCAGGUCAGAAAAUGUCCGCACCUACGACAGAGGGGACAAGGGUCGCGACAGGCAAUACUUUUGGUUCGUGCGUGCAGUUCCGCAAAAAAGGAAAAGCAAACACAAACGCGCUGGAUUGUUCAAGCCGAACGGCAGAUUUUUUUCGAAAGUUUUGCGAUUUCAAUUUAGACCGGGAGGGCUUUGGGGACGCUGCGGAGGGAGAGGAGCACGAAGAUUACG
Messenger RNA from Amoebophrya sp. A120, 15232 nucleotides. NCBI's taxonomy places the organism in Eukaryota, Dinophyceae, Syndiniales, Amoebophryaceae. The record is from the annotation of a GenBank genome assembly.